AUGGAAGCAUGUGAAAAAUAUAAAGAGGUGGCAACAAAUAAUAGUUUGCCAAUAUGUGAAGGCUAUGUUGGGGUCCAGAAAGUGAAGGUUGUACGAGACACUGGGUGCAGUAGUGCAGCAGUGAGAACUAGUCUAGUAUCCGAUGAUCAGAUGACAGGCAAGCCAAUACAGUGUCGAGCUGCUGUAGCUUGGGAAGCUGGGAAACCGCUUUCCAUAGAAACCAUAGAAGUAGCGCCACCUAAGAGAAGAGAAGUUCGAAUAAAGUUGGUGGCUACAGGAGUUUGUCAUAGUGACCUCCACAUGAAAAAUGGCAUUAAAUCAGGUAUUACUUGUGCCGAUGCUAAUUUUCCCUGUAUUCUUGGUCACGAGGGUGCUGGAGUAGUGGAGAGUGUUGGAGAGGAAGUGACUAAUGUGAAGCCUGGUGACCAUGUUUUUCCCUUGUUCUUGCCGACAUGUGGAGAGUGUACGACGUGUUUACGUCAUGACAACAACAUUUGUACUGGGAUCGAAGACACUCAAGCACGUGGGUUGAUGCCUGAUGGAACUAGCCGAUUUACUUGUAAAGGAAAGGUAAUUCACCACUUCUCGGGGACUAGUACCUUCUCUGAAUAUACUGUAUUGCCUGAUAUCGCUGUGGUCAAG
Molecule: messenger RNA, 642 nt
Organism: Limulus polyphemus (Atlantic horseshoe crab)
Lineage: Eukaryota; Metazoa; Arthropoda; Merostomata; Xiphosura; Limulidae
Product: alcohol dehydrogenase class-3-like
Exons: 5
Biological process (GO): retinol metabolic process; retinoic acid metabolic process
Cellular component (GO): cytosol
Molecular function (GO): all-trans-retinol dehydrogenase (NAD+) activity; zinc ion binding
Source: RefSeq, a predicted model, not a curated record